CUCGUCCACCACACUCCACAUCAACAUCAACAUGGUGGUCUACUACGCCAAGCAGUGCGAUACCGUCAUGGAGAAGCUCGGCUUCCGCGGCAAGACGCUCGCCAUGGACGUCGACUCGAGCAAGGGCGCCUUCACGUGCAUGAACACCAACACAACGUAUGCGAUCGACGACAUCCUCGAAGCCAAGUGGACCAACAACAUGAACCUCAAGCUGCGCAUCCAGAAAGACGGCGAGCUCCUCAAGCAGCGCCUUGUCUUUGAGUGCCAAGCCGACCUUUACUUUUUCCUCGUCGAGCUCGGCUUCCAGCCCACCAAGCACGACGGCGAAGUCCGCCGCGGCUCGUUCUGCGCCUCGUCGCUCUCGUCGUCGUCCGGCUCCAAGUCGUCGCGCCGCAGCAUCUAAAAUGGCCGACGACGAUCUCCAUCGCCAUGGUAGCGAUCCCGCUGUACUCUAGAAGAAUUAUUAUUUAACAUAUCAACAAAUGCCAGCAAGGCGAUAUCCACCGCAUA
Molecule: messenger RNA, 510 nt
Organism: Saprolegnia parasitica CBS 223.65
Lineage: Eukaryota; Oomycota; Saprolegniomycetes; Saprolegniales; Saprolegniaceae
Exons: 1
Coding region: 32-403 (123 amino acids)
Source: RefSeq, a predicted model, not a curated record